AUGGUAGCUGACGUCUCUAAAUUGGCACAAAGUAUAUGUGGAGUUGAUAUUGAUAAUGAAAGAUGUGGAAUUAAACUGGAGAUUGAUUUUAACAGGUUGACCUUUGAUUCUGCAUUAGCUAAAGAGUACAUGAAGCUUUUGGACGCAGUGGUAGCGGAAGAUGUGGUUAUUAAUAAUCUAUUAUUAGUGCAAUUAAUUAUUCAAUUGGGAAAUAUAUGUUGCAAUAUGAAGUUAAUUGAUGAUGAAUAUUGGUAUGUGAUAUUUGACGUCAAAUACUCGUCGAGUAUGAAGGUUAGUGCUGAUUGUUGUACUUUGAAAUAUCUGCUGAGUAAUGGGUUGAAUUUUUCUCCAGAUGAUAAUAAUAAUUGGAAAUUUUUAGAAGUUUUAUUAAAAAUAAUGAAUGGAGUACAGAGAACCAAGAGCAUUAUUACAAACUUGAUUAAGAAGGAAUUCCCAUUUAAAUUAGGUAUUUUGCUAGAUAAUAUUACUGAUUUUCAACAGGCAAAUUAUAUCAUUGAAAUACUUUCCUUUUGUUUUCCUAGAAAGUCUAUUGAUAAGCCUGGAGUUGUUUUGCCACCACAGCCUUGGGAAGAUACCAUUAAAUGCGAGUUGUUUUUCAAUAGAAAUACUUACCCAUUUAAAGGUAAGCAUGGGGACCAACAGGUUUUGAAAUUUGUUUGGGAAUUAUUUGCCAAACUAUUGAUAGAUAUCCAACAUGUGUCAAAUGUGAGCUAUGGAUUAGAAUCUGAUAACAGAAAAGCUCCUGCUAGAUCUUUGGUUUCUUCUGAAAAAGGGAACAAUUUUUUUAUACAGUGUUAUUCUGAUAAGAUGUAUUUAUGGAUUGGCGAGGGACAGUUUCUUGAAAUUAAAAGAAACAAUAUAGAGAUAACAAAUGAUCUUAAAGGAAGAUUGAAACUAAAAAUAAUAGAUGGAAAAUGUAAAAAUACCAUUAGAUCACCAAAUAAAACUUGGCUAAGUACAAUCAAAAAGGUAUCCUGGUUUAUUAUCGAUUUCUCGACUCAGACUGCCGGCGUGCAAUAUUUCAAAAAAAUAACCAAUAAACCAAAAAUAAGUGAAGUACAACAGUUUCUGACUUUAAGUCAUAUUGAAGAAGAAGAGGAAGAAAAUAUUUCUCAAGAGGGGCAACAUGAAAUUUCUAGCAGAGAAGCAACUGUACAUCUAGGAAAACAAAAUAAUGUCAACAGUGAGUCUCUAUCCGUUCUGCUUUCACAAAGUUUUUCGCCGCUGACACAAGUUUCUGGCCAGAAGACUCAAUUCGAAAAUAGUAUGCUUGCGACUCCGGAUAAAUCAGAUUUGAAGAGUGACAAUGAUAUUUGGGAUCUUAAUAUAUCUUCAGAUGGAAAAGAAAAAAAGAAAAAGGGAAAUACAUCUAAAAUUACAACUUCAAAGUCAAAAAUAAAACCCCCAUCUAUUCAAAAUGUAUUAGAAGAAGAAGAAUCACCAAUUGUUCAAGUACAGCAAAAUAAGUUGAGAAGAACAUUGUCAAAAGCUAAACAGGAAUUGAUAGAAGUUAGAGAUGAUUCACUUCAUUCAAACCCAAAUCAAUUAGACGCUGCAGGAAACAAUCUCAGAACGGAUUCAAUUUUAAUAACCGGCAGUAAUAUUAUAAAAGAUAAACGUGAUAAAAAAGUAAACAAAAAGUUGACACAACUUCUAAUAAAAUCAGGAUCAGAUAAAGAUAAGAAAAGCAAGUACUUCCAAAAAAAGUCUGUUGGAAAGCAAGAUUUAAAAGUUUUAGAUACAAUCUUUGCAAAACCAGUUUCGAAAAAAUUAAGAAGUCAACAGAAAUUAAAAAAUAUAAUAAAUGUUGGAAAAAAAACUGAAAUAACUCUUAUGUAUAAUAAAUUAGAUAAUAAAGAUACAAAGGAGGUUGAAAGAUGCGAUGACACUAAUAAAAAAAAUGAUAUCAGGACUCCGAAUAAAAUUGCAACAGAAAAUGAUACCAGUGGAAACAUGAAAAGGAAAUUUUACGAACAAGAAUCAACCGAAGAUACUAUAGGAACUGCAGCUCCAAUUAGCAAACGAGUUAGGAAACCUCAAGAAAAUAGAGAAAAGUUGGAGCCGCUGCAACAAAAAGCCAAAAGAAGCUUGAGCAAUAAAAUAAAUAAAUCUAUUGAACCUAUUCCAUCAGGUCAAGAACAAUCCUUGGAUGAAAAAGAUAAAUCAGAAAAGGUUGGUCAUCAGAAUAACCAGGAAAAAUCCAUUCGUGUUGACAUUUCUGAUUCUACAACUAUUGUGGCGCCUGUAUCAAUGCAAAAUAGUGCGUCAUUUGGCAUAGAUAAUCUAUUCACAAUUAAAUUACAGGAACAAAUAACUCAGUCAAUUUCAAAAUUUUCUGAAGAGUUACGCAACAAGAUAAUAAUAAUAAAUUCUGAAUUGAAUAAUAAAAUCAUGAAAGAAUUAUCCGAAAAGUAUCAAAAAGUAUUUCAUGACUUACAGGUUAGUUUCAAAAACGAUACCGAAGAAAUGUUUGAAUUCGUUGGUGAAAUUAAAAAUAUGCUAAAUCUCCCAGAAGAAGAACUAGUUCAAGUUAUAAGGAACAGAAAAUUUGGCUCAAAUUAA
Messenger RNA from Vanderwaltozyma polyspora DSM 70294, 2583 nucleotides. RefSeq names its product Red1p (gene RED1). NCBI's taxonomy places the organism in Eukaryota, Fungi, Ascomycota, Saccharomycetes, Saccharomycetales, Saccharomycetaceae. Bases 1 to 2583 code for a protein of 860 amino acids. Gene Ontology annotation, biological process: reciprocal meiotic recombination. The transcript has a single exon. The record is from RefSeq and is a predicted model, not a curated record.